Molecule: messenger RNA, 264 nt
Organism: Chionomys nivalis (European snow vole)
Lineage: Eukaryota; Metazoa; Chordata; Mammalia; Rodentia; Cricetidae
Product: beta-defensin 109-like
Exons: 2
Coding region: 1-264 (87 amino acids)
Biological process (GO): cell chemotaxis; defense response to bacterium
Molecular function (GO): CCR6 chemokine receptor binding; chemoattractant activity
Source: RefSeq, a predicted model, not a curated record
AUGAGAGCCCAUCUGAUCCUCCACACUCUCCUCUUCCUUUUGACCCUCCUACCCCCAGUUAGAAGUGGUUUGGGUGCUGCAGAGACCCACUGUUUCAACCUGGAAGGCAUUUGCAGACGAGACAUUUGCAAAUUAAUAGAAGAUGAAAUCGGCGGUUGCCGAAGAAGAUGGAAAUGCUGCAGGAUGUGGUGGGUUCUUGUGCCAAUCCCAACCCCAGUUAUCUUUUCAGACUAUCAAGAACCCCUCAAGAACAAGAUAAAAUAG